AUGUGCUCUUUCUUGAAAGUGGGGUCCCCUAAGGGAGUGGAGACCCCCAGGGAAUUGAGAACUUCCCUCGAGCCAGGUGCAGCUUUCCCUUCAGAGAUGAGCGCCUUUGGUGGAAUGAAGGUGUCUGGGGGGAAAUCUCUGAGCUCGAAGGUCGGACUCAUUCACCAAGGCAAGGAUGACUUAGGAGACAGGAGGGUUCUCGUGGGAACACAGUCUCCCACGGAGUUGGGGCUUGGAGUAGGAUUAGGAAAAGAAGAUUCCCGAUGGAGCGAGAGCGCCAUGGUUAAUAAUAAGUAUGAGAAGAGAAUGGGGCCACAAGGAACAAAAUCUCCACUGAGCAAGGGCCUUGAAAUGGGAUUAGAAAAACAGAAUAUUUCUGGAUUGGGGUUGAAAGUCCCCACGAAAUGGGGUGAUUUAGGAGUGAACAAGAUCUCAGUCUCUCCAGAAACAAAACCUUCUCUGGCAAUGUCGCCAGGAAGAAUGGGUUUAGAAAAUGAGUGUCUUCUGGCAGGGUGUCCCCAUGGAAGGAUAAUACAGCCUCCCUUGGGCAUGGAGUGUAGAAGUCCACAGGUUCUAGAGAGCAGGAGAGGGCCUGUGGUUAGUGCCCCUGAAGGGAUAGAGGCUUCAGUGGGAAAGCAGCCUGCUUUGGGUGUGGAACCUAGACAGGAACUGGAGAAAGACUCCACCUGUGUUGUGAUGAAGCCCAGUGCAGAGAUGACGCAUCCAGUGGAGGUGGACACUGGGUUACCCCAACCAGAGGAGCCAGAGCCCCAAAUGGGCUUAGUGAUAGAACCCCUUGUAUGCCAGUUUGCCCGGCAACCGGAAGAGAAAAAGGAGGAGGCUGAAAACAUUGAACUAGAAGUGGAGCCUCCACAUUGCAUCAGACCCAUAUACUCUGGAAAAUUUUUUGAUCGAACGCCUCACUGGCCAAGUGCAGGAAAAGUUACUCCGAUUGGAUACAGAGUUGCAAACUGCUUGACUGAAAAACUUCCCAGGCUCAUUACUCCACCUGAGGCAAAAAAGUUUUUCAACUUCAGAUAUCCACCUGCUGGAGCUGAAAGAGUGUUUUAUGGCAGAGCAAAUGACCCUCAGAUUGCACCUAACUUGACACAUGGCAUAAAAUCCAGAAGCUCAAUACCGGCAAACAUGUUGAUAAAUCCACAGCCUAUUACCACAUUUCAACAAAAAAUUAAAGAUGAAAAAGAAUCUAUAUAUUUUAGCCAUCAACGAGCACCAUUAGGAAAAUCUCAUGAUCAAACAGCAGGAUUACCUAAAGGAAUGGAUGUAAUCAAUACGACCUUUGGGACAGCAGUCAUCAGAGAAUUCUCAGCUAGAGAUGUGGUGAAUCCACCAAAAUCCUAUGAAGAAGUAUUGAAAGAAGGAAAAGAAGGACAUGAUCUAUAUAUUGUUUCUCACAAUGAUUAUGAUGUGGGGGAAGUAAAGAACAGAAAGUAUAACCCAGCAAGUUUCCAUAGGUUUGGCUUGUAUGGAGUCCCAACACCACAUUUUAAUGAUGGACGAACCAUGGCAAAAACUUUAUACUGGCUCCACGAACUACAAAUGAAAAGAGGAGCUAAAGUUGUAUCCAAGAGAGUUGAUGAUUUCAAAGAGAAGUUUCAGCAUAAACUUGGAAGAGUUUUAGACCCCAUUGCAGAAACAAUGAAUGUUCCCCCAGACCACACAUUUGGAGCUUGCCUCCGUCCUGAGGAGUAUGGAGCUGGUGAUCUCAUCCACAAUAGACUUCCGGGUGAAUAUCUUCGAGGCAAGGAUAGACAGCGAGCCAUGCUUGCCGCAGUUCGACAUCACUUGAAGAAAGUCAACUGCCAAAACUUCGACACCUUGCUGGCAGCCUUCAAGCACUAUGACAAGAAGGGAGAUGGGAUGAUCGAUAAAGCCGAGCUGCAGGAAGCUUGUGACCAGGCUAACCUGCAUUUAGAUGAAAAACUCCUGGACCAGCUAUUUAACUACUGUGAUGUGGAUAAAGAUGGCAUGAUUAACUACUUAGAAUUUGCAAAUUUUCUUAACUGGAAAGACAAACUACCUCUUAAAGAGUAUGAAGAGAGGGUCAUUAUUAAAGGUAGAAAACAAGAUUGUACAAACCUUACUGAGGCUAAUGUUCAAGAAUCUGUCCCAACUCUCCUGAUAAAACCUGAUGAUAUUAUCUUAAAAGAGCCAGGGAGCUCAGAAAAGACGCUUCGGACACUUCUGAGACCAAGCGAUAAGGUGUCUAAUGAGUAUAAGACUUCUUCUUCUGAGAUCAAUGCUGUCGUGGGAGCCGUUCCUUCUACUUGUUAUCCUAUCUAUGGUGUCCCAACCAUUCGGUCUGAUAUUCCUGCCCCCCGGAUUCGUCGGGUCAGUGAUAGAACUAAUUAUGGUGAAGAGGGCAAUGCUUAUUCAUUACUACAUCCUACCAUCUUCAGCCAGAAAGGAGUGUUUGAAAGAGACUUCUUCAAGACCAGAUCAAAAGAAGAGAUUGCACAGAUAUUAUGUAACAUUGGUAUCAAGCUUUCUGAUGAAGAAUUUGAAAAUGUAUGGAAUCUUGCAUCAAAAAAACAUCAGAGUGGAGAAGUCUGUGUAGAGAGCAUCAGAAAUGUUCUAGAUGAGCUGCAGCAUGCAGACCGAAUCAAGUGUAAAACAACCAUGUGA
Molecule: messenger RNA, 2646 nt
Organism: Trichechus manatus latirostris (Florida manatee)
Lineage: Eukaryota; Metazoa; Chordata; Mammalia; Sirenia; Trichechidae
Gene: EFHB
Product: EF-hand domain family member B
Exons: 13
Coding region: 1-2646 (881 amino acids)
Molecular function (GO): calcium ion binding
Source: RefSeq, a predicted model, not a curated record